AUGCCCGGAACAGCAUUCGUCAAACCGACUCUACUUGUUGACAAUGGACGAACUCGUUUCAUCUCAAACAACCUGUGGAUGAGUAUGGCUGAAGAAUUUGGCAAGCCUGGGGACGCUCUAGAUGACUCUUCUGACGAGGAGGACGAGGCAGCAGUCCUAGACGACGGUAUCGACUUCCUGCUGGGCGCCACUCCAAACAGUAUUGGUGUCAAGGACCUACAUCCACUACCUGAACAGGUCAUGACGAUAUGGCAAAUUUUUCUCGAGAACGUCAAUCCACUAUCUAAGCUCAUUCACAUACCAUCGAUGCAGCCUGUGGUUGUGGAGGCAAGCUCCCAUCUAGAUAACCUACCAAAGAAUCUUGAAGCUUUACUUUUUGCCAUAUACAGCGUUGCAGUGCUUACGCUCGAGCCCGGUGAAUGCGAGGAUAUGUUAGGCGAGAAGCAGACAGUACUCCUGGCUCGAUAUCGGAAUGGCACAAAGCGUGCUUUGGCAAGAGCAAAAUUUUUGGGUACUUCUGACCUCACGACCUUGAUUGCCUUUACCUUUCACUUGCUUGGUAUGAGAGAUGUAUACGACACGAAAACGCUGUGGACAUUAACAGGAGUAGCAACCCGAAUCGCAGAAGGUAUGGGAGUGCAUCGUGAUGGCACUGCGCUCGGUCUCGGGAUUUUUGAGUCUGAAAUGCGCAGGCGAGUCUGGUGGCAACUACUCUUCUUGGAUUUCAGGACAGCAGAACUAGUGGGAUCUGGAGCUUCUGGAAGUAUUGGCUCUUGGGACGUGCGCGUGCCAAUUAACGUUGACGACGAAGACAUCUGGCCAGGUGGCGAUUUCGCUGUCUUGUGGGAUAACUUUAGACGACUUGGAGCUGUAGAGGAGAAGGAGGAAGGCAUCAAAGAACUCGAACGGAUGCUGGAACAAAGAUAUGUCAGAUUCUGCGACCCGUCUAUUCCUACACAUUUUAUGGCAAUCAUCGUUACACGAGCGGCCACGAAUGGAAUGCGGCUUAUGGCUCACCAUCCGCGAAGGUAUUCUAAGGACGAGGAUGUGCCAGAAGACGAACGACAGCUAUGUUGGUCAAUUGCUUGUAAACUUCUUGAGCUUGACAGCCUUGUCCAUUCUUCGAAGUCGUUGACACACUUCAAAUGGCACUCUACUAAUUAUUUCCAGUGGCAUGCUCUAAUCUACGUGCUGAGUGAGCUCAGGAGACUGCCACUUCAGGAGCAAGCCGAUCGUGGUUGGCAGAUCGUGCAUGAAGUUUUUGGCCACCAUCACGAGGUCGUGGUUGGUAUAAAAAAACCACUUAACUUGGCUGUUGGUAGCUUGUGUCUAAAGGCGUGGAAGGCAAGAACGGAAUCCUGGUCAUUGAGGCAGUACGCUAUACCACUCGUGACUCCAGACUAUAUUGAAAGAUUGAGGGCAGAUCGGGAGGAGAAGAAAGUUGCGCCUAUACAAAUACCCCUUCAAUCACAAACCGACUAUUUCUCGCUACGACAGAGCAGAAGACCUGAGACGAAAAGUAUGCCCACGUCUACAAACUCCAAUCUCAACCGUUCUGUUGGAGAGCACAACGAGUCGAUGCGAUCAGACACUCUCCAGCCCCAAACAUCACAAGCCGAACAGCCGCAGUACUACCAGCAGCCACAAACAGAUCAACCGCCAUUUGCAUUGCAUUUUCCUUACCAAGACAAUCAGCAGCAGCAGCCACAGCUCUUCUGGUGGGAUCUCCAACAGAAUAAUUCUAAUGGUCUGGACACCACGAUGGAGUUCAACAUGGACUCUUUCGCAGACACUAUGGACUGGUCGCAGUGGGAUUUCCUGUUGAAGAGCAAUCGACCAGCAGGCUGA
Lithohypha guttulata is the source of this 1848-nucleotide messenger RNA. RefSeq lists its product as uncharacterized. Bases 1 to 1848 code for a protein of 615 amino acids. Gene Ontology annotation, biological process: DNA-templated transcription. NCBI's taxonomy places the organism in Eukaryota, Fungi, Ascomycota, Eurotiomycetes, Chaetothyriales, Trichomeriaceae. The record is from RefSeq and is a predicted model, not a curated record. The transcript has 2 exons. Gene Ontology annotation, molecular function: zinc ion binding; DNA binding.